GUGUCAACGUGUUUUGUUUUCAUUCUAAGCUAUUUUUUUCAAUUUUUCUGGUCUAUUUAUUUCAUUAAUCUUAUAUUAAAACAUUUCCUUCUAAGGCAUUUCAUCGUCAUAACUGAAAAAAUACUUAUUAAACAAUGACGUUUAUACCCAACUGGGAAGAAUUUGAGAGGUCUGCUGAGAUGUUGUACCUACGUGAUCCAAUAAACACUAGAUAUAGUAUGAAGUAUUCACACUCCAAGGGUGUAUUUCUUGUGAAAAUAACCGAUAAUAAAAAGUGUCUACAAUACAAAACAGAGGUGCAACAAGAUGUGAGAAAAGUUGAUAAGUUUAUCUCCAAUCUCAUAAGGCAUAUGGCUUCUAAUGAUAAUUAGUGAAAUGUUAAUAAAGUAAUUUUUAUGUUUAA
Molecule: messenger RNA, 403 nt
Organism: Papilio machaon (common yellow swallowtail)
Lineage: Eukaryota; Metazoa; Arthropoda; Insecta; Lepidoptera; Papilionidae
Gene: Srp9
Product: signal recognition particle 9 kDa protein
Exons: 2
Coding region: 135-371 (78 amino acids)
Biological process (GO): SRP-dependent cotranslational protein targeting to membrane; negative regulation of translational elongation
Cellular component (GO): signal recognition particle, endoplasmic reticulum targeting
Molecular function (GO): 7S RNA binding
Source: RefSeq, a predicted model, not a curated record